Messenger RNA from Aspergillus wentii DTO 134E9, 1164 nucleotides. Its product is annotated as 18S rRNA pseudouridine methyltransferase. The coding region runs from base 354 to 1136 and encodes 260 amino acids. Lineage: Eukaryota; Fungi; Ascomycota; Eurotiomycetes; Eurotiales; Aspergillaceae. Gene Ontology annotation, biological process: rRNA base methylation. Gene Ontology annotation, cellular component: nucleolus; small-subunit processome. Gene Ontology annotation, molecular function: rRNA binding; rRNA (pseudouridine) methyltransferase activity. The transcript is spliced from 3 exons. The record is from RefSeq and is a predicted model, not a curated record.
GGGAUACGAUUAAACCGCUCGAAGCCCCCAAUUCUUUUUCAUUUCUGAAGAGGAGAAAUAAAAAAGCAAAGAGAGCAGUUGAAGGCGAAAAGGGAAGAAAAAACCGUCCUAAAAGCGUUGGUUUUAGUUACUUUUUCUAGGCCUGGUCGCUUACCCCCCUUCGGUGUCUGGCUGGCCUGAGGCCUCCGCUUCUCUUUCUCUUCUCUUCUCCAUCUUCCGUUUUUCUUCAACCUUCAGAUUUUUUUUUUCACCCUUCGAAUCAGACUUGGGAGCUUUUUUUGUUUUUCUCUCACCCCACAAGAAGACAACUCAUUCACUUAAUUCUUAAUCAUAUUUUAAUCAGUUAGGGCGUCAUGUCGGACACGACUCAAGUGGCCGGGAAAAGAAAGCGUGCCAGGACUCAGUCUUGCCCGCCUCCCGAGCUUCCCCAGCUUGUCGCGGAGCAGCAUGUUCCUAUCCCCACAUAUGACAAGGACACCCAGCGUCUGAUUGUCGUUCUCUCCAAUGCCAGCUUGGAGACCUACCGUGCUGCCCAUGGCGGUCGCAGCGGUCCCGGUCGGGAUGAGAAGUACUCGUUGCUUAACAGCGACGAGCAUAUCGGAGUGAUGCGCAAGAUGAACAGAGAUAUCAGUGAAGCUCGACCAGAUAUCACUCAUCAGUGUCUUCUUACUCUUCUCGAUUCUCCCGUCAACAAGGCCGGGAAGCUUCAAAUUUUCAUCCACACCGCCAAAGGUGUUUUGAUCGAAGUGAAUCCUUCCGUUCGCAUUCCCCGUACCUUCAAGCGUUUCGCCGGUUUGAUGGUCCAGCUUCUUCAUCGCCUUUCCAUCCGCUCCACCAACUCGCAGGAGAAGCUGCUCAAGGUCAUCAAGAACCCCAUUACCGAUCACCUGCCCCCCAACUGUCGCAAGGUGACCCUCAGUUUUGAGGCGCCCGUGGUGCGAACAAGGGACUACAUUGAGUCUUUGGGACCCAAGGAGAGCUGCUGUAUCUUUGUUGGAGCCAUGGCAAAGGGUCACGAUGACUUUGCCGACUCCUUCAAAGAUGACGCAAUCAGUAUCAGUAACUACAGCCUGAGUGCUAGUGUGGCAUGCAGCAAGUUCUGCCACGCGGCCGAGGAGGCGUGGGAUAUCCUUUGAUUCUGUAGUGCCCGGAGGCUCAACCCUC